UGCAAUUUAAGGCGUAGGUUGAAACUGUUGUUAUUCAGCCUCUGAGUUCAACUGAAGCAGUGGUAAAGCUCUCUACUUCAACAAAGGAAGAUGUGGCUCGCACAUGUAUAUUUCGUAUUGUUCAUUUGUGCAAACUCGCUCGUGGUAGGGCAGAAGCACAAUAUAUCACAGUCAGUAGAGUAUCGAUUAAGGAAUGUCCUCCUUUCUUCGUACGACAAAAUGGUACGUCCGGUGUUGAAGCCGUCAGAUGUUGUUGAAGUCAAAUUUGAUGUGCAGUUCUUGGCCCUCGCCGAAGUGGACAAUAAAGAACAAACUGUGACAGCAGAUACAGUGAUCACGCAGGUACGUUAUGAUUCAAAUCAGGAAAAGUGCAACCUUACAAGGGGUCAUAUGGAGAUCUUAACACAACGCAAUUGUGACUGCCAACAAAGUUAG
This is a messenger RNA of Pocillopora verrucosa, 435 nucleotides long. The record is from RefSeq and is a predicted model, not a curated record. Lineage: Eukaryota; Metazoa; Cnidaria; Anthozoa; Scleractinia; Pocilloporidae.